Molecule: messenger RNA, 1062 nt
Organism: Aspergillus vadensis CBS 113365
Lineage: Eukaryota; Fungi; Ascomycota; Eurotiomycetes; Eurotiales; Aspergillaceae
Product: putative mitochondrial protein sorting (Msf1)
Exons: 2
Coding region: 137-709 (190 amino acids)
Biological process (GO): phospholipid transport
Cellular component (GO): mitochondrial intermembrane space
Molecular function (GO): phosphatidic acid transfer activity
Source: RefSeq, a predicted model, not a curated record
UUCGCUCCCGGUCUGGCUCUCUCUCUUCUUCUCCUUGGACGUGCAUCUUAUUUUGUUCUCGAAGUGUUCUAUAAGCAUACGGUCACUCCUUGUCUAUCACGAUCCCAAGGGACGUUUCAGAUUGCAGUCUAUCGACAUGAGAGUCUUUUCUUCGACGUGCACUUUUGAUUAUUCCUGGGAAGAAGUUUCGGCGGCAAACUGGCGCAAAUAUUGUCCCUGGAAUGACAAGUCUACACAUGUCGUGGCAGUAGACACCCUAUCUCGGGCAGUCGAUGCUGAUACUGGAAUUCUGCGGACAGAGCGUCUGAUCACAUGUAACCAAUCAGUGCCGCAAUGGGUUCUUUCACUCUUUGGAGGCAGUGCUACGUCGCAUGUUUACGAAGUGUCCUACGUCGAUCCUGUCUCGAAAAAGGUCACGAUGUGUUCGACCAACCUUACAUGGUCCAACGUCUUGAACGUCAAGGAGACUGUUAUCUAUCAGCCGUCGCCGUCAAACCCUUCCUCAACUACCGAUUUCAACCAAGAGGCGAAGAUUACUGCCCUGUGUGGCGGAUGGCAGAAAAUAAAGAAUAAGGUAGAAGAAGCUAGCGUGGAGAGAUUCAGUCAGAACGCGAAGAAGGGCCGAGAAGGGUUUGAGGCUGUUCUUGAGAUGAGUCGCCGAGUUUUCAGUGAACAACGUGAACUCGAGAGCACUAAGCUUCAAUCCUAACUACAGCUGGGGCUUGGGGUCUUGGUCUAUCUUUUUCCGUCAUACGUUUUUGAGCGUUUGCAUUAACUGGCGUCCCUCUUUCCCGUCUUUCGCCUUCAUCCAUGUGUCUUAAUCGAAGCGUUUGUUUUUCUAUAUUCCCGAUGGAUCUUCCCUCUGCAAUUGGUCCGGACCGCAUCUGCUCGUGAUUGUCUUUUAAUGCCUUGCCUCAGCGCCUUUUGUUUCUGCUAUCACGCGCAACUUAUGAGACAUGUACAACCAAAAGUUAUAGACUUUUCUUUCGUUUUUAUCACCUGUCUCUUUUUCCGACGUCGUGUUCAUAUACCAUAAGUACUAUAUAUGCACCAAAAUAGAGG